GUUGCCCGCCGCAUUGGCCCACAUUGAUACACGAGUCUGAGAAUGAGAAUCUGCUGCGCUUACCAGGACCAGCGUGUCCUUGAACAAGUCGUCUUAAAAACUAAAGAUUUCUGAUUUAGUAGUCUCGUCAUGGUCAAGUCCAGUGUUAUUCUCUUGGUUUCGGCUGCCGCUACUAGUGCGCUGGCACUUCCCACCCGCUUUGUGGAUACCCUGCAAUAUAUCUUCGGGACUACAUUAGAUGUUCCUGGAGCUGAAAUUGGUUGGGCCGAUCCACGUCUCAAUGGUGGACGGUUUCUAGACUUCACGACUCCCAGAUAUGGCGAACCGCUCAAUGUCAUCAUAUCUAACCAGUCAGACCCCUUUAUUUUGACGGAUGCCGGCUUCCGUCUGUAUUACAAGUCCAUCGGGUUUUCCGAGGAGUGUUUAGGGCUUCAUUAUGGCCAUGUCCACAAGGCAGACCUCGGUGACGGCGAUAGUAAGAAAUCAGAGCAUAUUCUAGCAAGGCAGUACUACUUUCCCAAGUGGGGAACAUGCUGGGAAAGUAUAGCAGGAGGAAACCACUUCCGCGCUUGGAAGCAGAAUGGCUCAGAAAUCGAUACGGGAGCAUGGUUUUUGGCUGUCUCCAAGGAAAUGGACUCCACUAAAAACCAUAUGAUAAUUCCCAAUGGAUAUAACAUUGGUCGCGAUUUUCUCGUCGAAGCUGCCACAUCUGUCAGCCAUUGGAAUGGCAUGUGGUGGCAGGCUGACGUGGAGUGGCGCAGAGGCCUCCUCGAACCAGGAUACAAAGGAAUCAAUCACGGCAUUGCACAAGAUGGACGUAUUGCGAUUCUGACUGUCAAUCGACUAUGAUUAUGGUCUCGUAAUCAGUAGAUGUAUUAUUGUUAUUUUGGAGGUUGGUGUUGUGUUAUAUACCACGUGCAUAGGACACUACCGUGUUAUUUCUAAUGUAUCUAAGCACGCAUAACCGCCUGCAUGUUGUCCACCGCGCCAGCAUGAAUAUCAAUUAUGGUGCAAACUAUGCAAGGUAUUAUCACAACUGUC
Suillus bovinus is the source of this 1041-nucleotide messenger RNA. RefSeq lists its product as uncharacterized. The record is from RefSeq and is a predicted model, not a curated record. The transcript has 7 exons. NCBI's taxonomy places the organism in Eukaryota, Fungi, Basidiomycota, Agaricomycetes, Boletales, Suillaceae. Bases 130 to 849 code for a protein of 239 amino acids.